This is a messenger RNA of Tinamus guttatus (white-throated tinamou), 441 nucleotides long. Lineage: Eukaryota; Metazoa; Chordata; Aves; Tinamiformes; Tinamidae. The record is from RefSeq and is a predicted model, not a curated record.
GCUGGGCUGUGCAGGCGGCGCCGUCCGAGAUGGCUGAGGUGGAAGAAACACUGAAGCGAAUUCAGAGCCAGAAGGGCGUGCAAGGAAUAAUUGUGGUUAAUUCUGAAGGCAUUCCUAUCAAAAGCACCAUGGACAACUCCACAACGAUUCAGUAUGCGGGCCUAAUGCACAGCUUCAUCAUGAAGGCAAGGAGCACCGUGCGGGACAUCGACCCUCAGAACGACCUCACGUUCCUGCGGAUCCGCUCCAAGAAAAAUGAAAUCAUGGUCGCACCAGAUAAAGACUAUUUCCUGAUUGUCAUCCAGAAUCCAACUGAAUGAUUACACUAACUUGGUCUAUUUUUUCCCUUUACCCAACUUUUUUAAUUUAAUAACAAAGAGUAGAGCACUAGUAUUAUCCCUGUUGUGCCACUUUGAUAACGUCUGAGAGAACAAAAGCAGG